Messenger RNA from Phragmites australis (common reed), 906 nucleotides. RefSeq lists its product as uncharacterized. The coding region runs from base 1 to 906 and encodes 301 amino acids. The transcript has a single exon. NCBI's taxonomy places the organism in Eukaryota, Viridiplantae, Streptophyta, Magnoliopsida, Poales, Poaceae. The record is from RefSeq and is a predicted model, not a curated record.
AUGAGAGAGCUGUCCUGCUUCGGUGACAGCUCUGUCGGCGUCUGCGCGGCGGCCUCCGUCUCCGGCCGCGCCGGGCUCGACCGGUCGCUGCAGGCGGCGACCACGAGCGUGUACAGGGCAGUUCUGCCAUCGGGCGAGGACAUGCUCGUCCGGGUGACGUGGACCCGGAGCGCCGCCGGAGCAGCCGGCGUCGCCGUCGCCUUCGACGAUGGCCUCUCGCCGCCGUCUUCGGCAAGGAGCAGCCAACUCUUGCUACAGAAGAGGCGAGGGAGCAGGUCGCUGGUCACCGGCGCCGGCACGGCCGUCGGCGUGCACUGGGACACCACGGAGGCCAAGUACCCCUCCGAUUCGUCCCCGGAGCCCGACGGCGACUAUUACCUCGCCGUCAUCGCGGACGCCGAGCUCGCGCUCCUCCUCGGCACGGGGGGCGCGGCGCGCGAGCUCUCCCGCCACUUCGGCUUCGGCUCCGGCCUCGGCGCGCUCCUCAGCCGGCGCGAGCAGCUGCGCGGCGCCGCGGCAGCGCACGUCACUCGGUGCAGGUUCCGCGAGGGCGGGGAGGAGCACGAGGUGGCCGUGCACGCGUGCAGGGGAGGGGGAGGCGCCGGGGAAGGGGAGCUGCGAGUGAGCAUCGACGGGGAGAAGGUGGCGGAGGUUCGGCGGGUGGGGUGGGGCUUCCGGGGCAACCGCACCGCCGUGCUGGCCGACGGCGAGGUGGUCGACGUCAUGUGGGACGUGCACGACUGGUGGUUCGGCAGCCGGGGCAGCGACGGCGCGGGCGCCGGGGCGCAGUUCAUGGUGAAGGCCAGGGCGGAGAAGGAGGGCAGGCUGUGGAUGGCCGACGAGACGGCGGCGAGGGGGCAAUCGCCCGGAGGCUUCUUCUUGCAUGUGCAAUGCUACCGCCAGUGA